Molecule: messenger RNA, 2772 nt
Organism: Paramecium octaurelia
Lineage: Eukaryota; Ciliophora; Oligohymenophorea; Peniculida; Parameciidae
Source: the annotation of a GenBank genome assembly
AUGAACUCUGAAUUACACUCUAAUAGAGAACUGUUAUAAGGAAUGAAAAAAUCAGAUUCAAUGAGAAGCUAGAGACAAUUAAAAUCCUGUCCAGCUUACUUCAAAACAUUGCAAUUUUCAAAAUAUCAAAAUAUUUAGACAUCUGAAUAAAAUUAGUAAUUUUCUAAGGCGAACCCCCUAAACGUUUUCAUCAGAAUAAUAAAGUUUAUUACAUUAAUCACACAAUCUAUAUUUCCAUAGGAUUUUAAAUAUUUGGAUGCCAACAUGUUUAAAAUAAUUGGAGAUAAAGCAGCAGAUUUUAGCUUUUAUGUGAAACAUGAUUACUUCAAAUAUAUAGUAAAUAUUAUUUAAUCAUAGAAAGCAGCUCCAGAGUCUAGGCUCUAACACAUAUUAUAAAUAACUAUACUCAAAUAUUACACUAUACAAUCAUUAUUUGAAUACUUUUCCCAUAGUAAAUUCCUUUUUAAGCCCGAAUAAACAUGUAUUCUCAUAUGGAAUGUUUACUUGCUUAUAAUGAUAAACUUUAACUUUUUGUAUUGUUCCAUUAAAUUCUCCUUUGACUUCGAUAGCAGAGAGCCAGAAAAUUACAAACAAAGCGAGAUCUUCUUCCUGAUAAUUCCCUUUAUCAGUUAUUUAAUAGACAUUUUAGUGAAAUUAAAUAGUUGUUAUUAUGAGGCAGGCUAUUUGGUGACAGACAGACAUAAAAUAAUUAAAAACUUUUAUCAUUCGAAUGAAUGCAUAAUUGAUUCAAUAAUCAUAGUGAUAUCAUUAGGUUAUUUUUUUGAUUCGCAAGGUAACAAUCUGUUGUCACUAUUUAUGAUAAUAAAAAUAUUGGAUGUUCCAAAAAGAGUAGGAUUGAUACUGGAUAAAUUGGAAUUGACAACCAAUUAUUGGGCAGUCUAUGAUUUAGUCCGAUUGAUCUAUUUGAUAAUAAUUGAAGCACACACAUUUUGUUGUUUUCUAUAUUAUGUGGGGAAACAAAAUAAGGAUGUCUCUUGGAUUAUCAAAGAAGAUUUAGUUGAUGCUAAUUUUAUAACAAGCUACGUAAAUAGUAAAAUGAAUUUAGUUGACCACAUUUUAUUGGAGUGUAAUAACUAUGACCACAAUUGGAUACGGAGACUUUACUCCUUAGAAUUUGAAUGAAAGAGUAUUGAUAAUAUUUGUAGCCAUUGUAUCUUGUUGUACAUUCGGGUUUUUUGUAUCAUCAAUAGGAUAAAUCAUCUAUUCAAUAUAGAAGAAAGAACAACAAAUAAGAUUAGAUUUGAACGAUUUGAAAAAAUAUUUGAGGGUGAGAGGUUUUAACUCAGAAUUGCAAAUAAAAAUUAGAAGAUAUUUUGAGUACUUAUGGAAUGAUUGCAUGGGACAAGAUUAAUUCGAUAUGUCUAAAUUGUAACAACUAUUACCUAGCAAUUUGUAUACUGUAAUAAUAUACAAAUUAUUUUAGGAAAUGAUAUUAGAUUUAAAUCUGAAAAGCAUAUCAAAGAUUCCAUUUUUUCAUGAUAAUUUUAGUUCUGAUUUUUUGUAGGCUUUGGCUGGUGAUUUCGAAGAGGAGAAGCUGACCCCUUGGUAGAGUAUUUUUACAAAAGGAGAAUAGAGUAAAUAUCUUUACAUCCUUUGUGAAGGGGAAGUCGAGUAUUACGUAUCUCUUCCAGAAGGUUCUGGCAAUUGUGUAUCCAUUCAGAAAAUGGAUGGGUAAGAUGAAAUUUUUGGACAAUAAGAUUUUUUAUUGGACCAAAACUACUCAAUAAAUUGCAGAACUACAAAGCCAUCUAGAAUAUUAAAAAUGCAUAGAGAUAAGUUUCAAUAGAUAGCAAAGAAGUUUGGUUAUGUAUAAAAUUUUAAUAAGCUUUAGGAAAAAUAUUGUUAAUUAAAAGAUUUGGUAAAAUUCUCAGGAAGAUUUGAUGAGUUCCAUAUUUAAUGUAUUGGGUGUAAUAAAUCAACUCACUUACUUUAUAAUUGCCCAAUGCUUACGGGAUUUCCAAGUAGAACAAAAACCUUGUUGAAAUAUAAGAAAAAGUGUUGUUAAGAGAGGAAUGCUUUUAAGAGAACCAAUUUAGAAAAGAGAAUAUCUACUCUAAGUGUGGAAGGCAAAAUCGCAGAUAGUGUGUUAUAUUAUUUGUUGAAAGAUCCGAAAAUGUCAGAAGAAUUCAAUUAUCAACUUAAAAGGAAUAUGGCGUCAUCUUAAAAUGGAUAUCUUAGAAAAUCUUAAAAGAAGAUAACCAAUAUACCAAAAAGAGGAGUGCCGUUGUUUUUAAGUCAAGAAUAAUUUUCGAAAACAGCAGAAACUAAUUUCGAAGAAAAUCUAGGAUUACAAUUCAGUAAAGGCGUAUUUUAGUAAUAGAAGAAAAUGACACCUUUGGAUUAAGAACUUAGUCAAGAAGAGAGUUCUAAAAUAGUUGCUACAGUGAAUAAACAGUUUUUAACAAAGAGAACUUCAAACUUAAGCAUUGGUAAAACCAAUGAGGUCAUUUAAGAGGUGGAAAAGGAUUAUGAUUCGAAGGAUGAGAAGACUCUAUUGAUUGAAUCUAAAAGUAUGAUACACUAUAUUAAAAAGGAGAUUACUAAGAAUCUAUGGGGAGGUAUAAGGAUAUUUUUGAGUCUUUUGAGAUUCAGCGCGAUUAUGAAUUAUACAUGCCUCACAUGAACUUCAAAUUAAUUUAAGAACUUUUCUAAAGGAGUAGGGAAAUAGCUAGUUUCCAUAAUUUCAUCGAUGUGAACAUUGUGAAAAGAAAAUGGAAAAGAUCUAAAAUAGUCAUUGUCUUGGAAUCUUGA